This is a messenger RNA of Sparassis crispa, 3687 nucleotides long. RefSeq lists its product with no specific name. The record is from RefSeq and is a predicted model, not a curated record. Gene Ontology annotation, cellular component: cytoplasm. Gene Ontology annotation, biological process: intracellular signal transduction; microtubule cytoskeleton organization; protein phosphorylation. The transcript has 5 exons. NCBI's taxonomy places the organism in Eukaryota, Fungi, Basidiomycota, Agaricomycetes, Polyporales, Sparassidaceae. Bases 1 to 3687 code for a protein of 1228 amino acids. Gene Ontology annotation, molecular function: ATP binding; protein serine/threonine kinase activity; tau-protein kinase activity.
AUGGCCGCAUAUCCAGCAUCUUUGGCAUACCCACCGCUUCCUCAAGUCUCGGAAGAAGGUACCUUGACCCCUUCGCAUGGCGGAAUGGUCACCGGCCACGAGUUCGACGUUCCAAUCCUGCAGAAAAGUCCCCCUUCUGCUGCGCCUUUCAACCUCUCUCAGGCUGCUCAAGAACAGACCCAACUACCAAAUUCCCCAACAACCUCUCAAGCUCCAGUUCCACGUCGUCCGGCAUCAACUCAGAAGCCGCGACCACUGUCGAUGCCGCCGCAGACAUUCGCAGCGCCCUCUCCGUCGGAGCGCGAUCGGCAUUUUGCAGAGGACGGCGGACGGCAUGUGCAACGUGGCGAUGCGACCCCGCAGGGAAAGCCUCGCAGCUCAAACAGGAUACUCGGCGACUACACCCUGAGUAAGACCCUUGGAGCGGGGAGCAUGGGCAAGGUCAAGUUGGCACACCACAAUUUGACGGGCGAGAAGCUCGCAGUCAAAAUUCUGCCCCGGGCCAAUCCGCCCAGCGGGAGCGUCAUGAACUCCGACGCGGCGGCGAAGCAAGCGUCGCGGGACGCCUCGAAGGAGAUCCGCACGAUACGGGAGGCGUCGCUGUCGAUGCUGCUCCACCACCCGUACAUCUGCGGGAUGCGAGAGAUGAUCGUCCACCCACACCACUACUACAUGGUGUUCGAGUACGUAAACGGGGGUCAGAUGCUGGACUACAUCAUCAGCCAUGGGCGGCUGCGAGAGCGGGUGGCGCGCAAGUUCGCGAGGCAGAUCGGGAGUGCGCUGGAUUACUGCCAUAGGAACAACGUCGUGCACCGGGACCUUAAGAUUGAAAACAUCCUGAUCUCGCAGACGGGCAAUAUCAAGAUCAUCGACUUUGGCCUCUCGAACCUGUUUGAUCCCGUGAACCACCUGUCGACAUUUUGUGGCUCUCUGUACUUUGCAGCUCCCGAACUGCUGAACGCGAAGGUGUACACCGGGCCGGAGGUGGAUGUGUGGAGUUUCGGCGUGGUGUUGUAUGUGCUGGUCUGCGGAAAGGUGCCGUUCGACGACCAGAGCAUGCCCGCGCUGCACGCUAAGAUCAAACGGGGUCUGGUGGAGUAUCCAGUAUGGCUGAGUGCAGAGUGCAAACAUAUCCUCAUGCGCAUGCUGGUCACAAACCCCGCAGCGCGUGCACCAUUGUCAGAAGUGCUCAACCACCCUUGGAUGGUGCGAGGGUUCCGCGGCCCGCCGGAUUCACACCUGGUUCAUCGCGAGCCGCUGCGCGUAGACGAGCUGGAUGGGCAAGUGAUUCGAGGCAUGAAGGGAUUCGAGUUUGGGACAGAAGACGAGAUCGAGCGGAAGCUGGUGGAGGUGCUCGAGUCCGACGGUUAUUACCGUGCGGUGCAACACUGGGAGCGUAAACGAAUGGCGAUGAACGGGCGGAAUGGACGCCACUGGGGCGAAUCGUUGUCCAGCUCUUCAAUCGCGCUCGAUAGCGGCCCAAACGGCAAGAACGAUUUUACCCCGUCCAAAGGAAGAAAACGGUUUUCUGGGUUUGACUUUUACCGCCGCAAACUUUUCUCUCCGACUUCAUCUCCACCAGAUACACCGUUCCACUCACCACCCACGUCUCAGUCGCACUUAUCUCGCACCUCUCUCACCGAUGCGAGUCAACGCGAGCCACCAGAUCCGACAUAUGGAUUCCAUCCGCUAAUUUCAAUGUACUUUCUGGCUCGCGAGAAGAUGGAACGAGAGAAGGUCUAUGGUCCAGGACACUUCGCGAACUCGCAGCUUUCCCUCGAGUCGAACAAUCAUGCUGAACCUCCACACGAAGAACAUGCCCCUGCGGCCGCAAAACCGUUCUCUCAGCCAGCGCUCAGAAAGAAGGAGGCUGUUGCCACUACGAAGCCAGAUUACAGCAUGCUCUUGCCGAGGCUACCCGCGCCCGAGACAUCUCACUAUUCUGGGAUGUCAUACGAUGCUACCGGGCCAACACUAUCUCCUGCUACACCCACGUUUGCGCAACCGCGUGCGCGUGACGCUGCGCUCACUCUGCUGAAACCCGCAGACAACAUCCAGACAACGACGUCUGUUCCGAGCUCCCCAACGAGAGCGCCCAUGCCACGCGCGCCACCCGCAUCCACUCACCGACGCAGCCACAGUCUCAGUCAACGGCCAAGCGUUUCCAGAGGAUGGACUGGCAUGUUUGGACAUAGUGGUACUGAAGCUGUGACCGAGCACGGUACUCUGAGGGCGCGUCGGGAUCCGCUAGAGCCUCCACGAACCGCAGGCCCAGAGCUCACUUCGUUUGCGGAGCGAAUGGAACCCGAGCGAUUGGAGGAAGAGCCACGAACACCUGUGCUUGUGUCCGCAGGCGCGACGUUGGUCCGCAAGUUUGGCAGUCUUCUGGGCGGCGGUGCAAAAACGGAAGAGUCUAGAAGGACAUCUGGACAGUCGAAGAGGGGCAGUAUAUUGACAGGUACAGGUUUCACUCCACGCCCUUCUACUGAGAAAGAGGAGAAGGUGGAGGAGCCCACGUUCGUUCAUGAGAAGAAGAGUCUGGAUAACCCGCCGAAUGGUACACCGACACCCACUGUCGCCGUUACGCACAGCCAGAGUCAACCGAUUGGCACUGCUCAUAGACGGGCUGCCACUAUUCUUGAUCCACAAAGUAGAUCGAUGCGGCACGAACGCAGAAAUAGCACGGGUGCAGCGCUUUUAUCUGGCCCCGGUGGUACGAUCGGCCGCCACCGUCGACCGUCUACCGGAUACCCCGGGACAUAUCAAAGGCCAUUCACAGACAGAUUGUUUGGUCGCACCGACGAGGAGGAUGAGAUGGCUGAGCAGGAACAGUCCGAAGUCGCUUCCCCAGGUGCGAAUGGAGUGGAGACGAUGAUCAAAGAAGAUGACGAUCAUGGCGGCGAAGAGAAGGACUUUAAACCAGUCUACCUGAAGGGCCUUUUCAGCGUGGCGACGACGUCGACAAAACCCCCGUCAGCGAUUAAGGCCGAUAUCAAGCGUGUGUUAGACAGGAUGCAAGUUCAAUACCGCGAGACGAAGACUGGCUUCGAAUGCAUCCACAUGCCUUCCAUCGAUUUGUCGUCUAUCCAAUCGCCACGACCUUUUGAGCGCCAACAUCGCAAGCGUGUAUCUAUUGGCUCUCAUGAGACGGAUACCACUCGGAAAUCGAUUGUGAAGAGGCCUUCCAAAAUUUCGUUUGGCACCAAGGCUAGCAAGGAGAAGGAUCGUGAGGCUAAAGAUAAGGAGCUCCCUAGUCGUCCAUCUGGUGGUACGAUACUCAGCGCUACUGCAAGCAGUGCAUCGUCCUCGUUCUUCCAUGUCUCGUCAUCCGCGCAUUCCGCCACUGUGGAAGCUGCGCGAUCUGAUACACUGGAGGCCAUCUCCGGUCCUCCCGACGAGUCGCCAUCGCGCUCUCAAUCGCCUGCGAAGGGGAAAAUUCUUCCCCCUUUACCUCGCGAUUUUGCAGCGAGUCCUCAACCUACAACGAUGACCCCGAUCCCCACUGGAGAAGUGGGUCAGGACAUUUUUGAGAGCAUUGGCUCAAGCUCCCUCGCCGUUCGUUUUGAAAUCAACAUAGUGAAGGUUCCUUGGCUGCCUCUACAUGGAAUACAGUUCCGACGUGCUGGAGGGGAUGGCUGGCAAUACCACAUGCUGGCAAGAAGAGUAUUGACCGAAUUGAAGUUAUGA